CUUGAAAUACUGGCAAAAAGGAUGAAUAACAAUUAUUAAAAGGAAUUAAGGUUAAUAAUUAUGAGUAUAAGUUUAGAAGUUUUGCGGAUGAUGUUGUAUUAAUGUUGGAAGACCCAAAGAACUCAGUAAUGGACUUGAAAAAAGAUCUGGAGGAGUUCAGCAAAGUAUCUAAGCUGAAGGUAAAUGAGAUGAAAUAAGAAAUGAUGCUAUUUAACAUGACGCGAUACAACAAAAGGAGAUAGUAGAAAUGACAAAAUUUGAGACAGAAAAGGUUAUAAAAUAUUUAGGAGUAAACUUGACUAAGCAAAAUUCAUUGUUUCAGAAUAACUAUGAAAAAUGUUGGGACAAGGUAAGGAAAGAUUUGGAGAGAUGGGGAAGAUUAGAGUUAUUGUUAUUGGGUAGGAUAGCAGCAAUAAAAACAAAUAUACUACCAAAAAUGGUCUUUCUUUUUCAAACGAUCCCAAUCAUUAUAACAAAAAAGUGCUUUAAAUAUGGAGAAAAGAGAUUCUGAAGUUUGUUUGGGCAGGGAAAAAACCAUGCAUAAAUUAUGUAAACUUGUGUGAUAAGAUGAAGAGAGGGGGAUUAGGUCUACCCAAUUUGCAAGCUUAUUUUGAAGCCGCCGGGAUGGUUUGGCUUAAAGAUUGGAUCCUGUUGGGGAAAAAAGAAUUGUUAAAUUUGGAGGGGUACGACUUAAUUUUUGGAUGGCAUGCAUACCUUUGGUAUAAUAAAUACAAAGCCAACAAACAAUUUGAUAAUCAUUUUUUUAGAAAAUCCAUCAGAAAAAUAUGGGAGAAAUACAAAAUGUCAACUUUGUUUAAAACACCAGGAUGGAUCUCCCCACAUGAGGCAUGCACAUUAAGACCUAAUGUUGGAAAUGUAGAAUAUAAAAGAUACUCUGAGUUAUUGAAAAAAGAGAAGGGAGAUGUAAAAUUGAAAGAAAGACAUGAAAUAGUGAUAAAUGGUGAACAAUGCCAGUGGUAUGUAUAUUUACAACUGAAUGAGAAGUAUAAACAGGAUGCAAAGAAAGGCUUUUACUUAGAACAAGAUGAACUAUGGGUUAACCUAUGUAAAGAUGAAAGAGGGAUGAUAAGGAGAGUAUAUACUCUGUUAUUAAUGCAAAUAACUGAGACCGAAAGAGUUAAGAAAAAUAUGAUUAUUUGGGCUGAAGCAGUAAGGAGAAAUAUUUAUUUGGAACAACGGGACCAAAUUUGGAAGAAAAAUAUAAAAUUUACCAAAAAUAUAAAUUUGAGAGAAAAUGUAAUAAAGAUGUUUUACAGAUGGCAUCUGUGUCCUACAAAAAUAGCGAAAAUGUAUCCCAAUAUGUCAGAUAUGUGCUGGCGAUGUCAUAAAGAAUGUACAAAAAUAAUAGAAUUUUGGGAAAAAAUACAAGAAAUUUUGGGCUAUACUUGGAAAAGGAAAAAAGAAACGUACUUGUUAAAUAUUACAGAUUUGGAAAUUAAAGUUGAGCAUAGAAAAUUAUUUUUUAUAUGAUUUGUGCAGCCAG
Molecule: messenger RNA, 1504 nt
Organism: Sphaerodactylus townsendi
Lineage: Eukaryota; Metazoa; Chordata; Lepidosauria; Squamata; Sphaerodactylidae
Exons: 2
Coding region: 568-1491 (307 amino acids)
Source: RefSeq, a predicted model, not a curated record